Messenger RNA from Meira miltonrushii, 4820 nucleotides. RefSeq lists its product as uncharacterized. The coding region runs from base 497 to 4744 and encodes 1415 amino acids. Lineage: Eukaryota; Fungi; Basidiomycota; Exobasidiomycetes; Exobasidiales; Brachybasidiaceae. Gene Ontology annotation, molecular function: protein binding; telomerase RNA binding; telomeric repeat DNA binding. The record is from RefSeq and is a predicted model, not a curated record. The transcript has a single exon. Gene Ontology annotation, cellular component: telomerase holoenzyme complex. Gene Ontology annotation, biological process: nuclear-transcribed mRNA catabolic process, nonsense-mediated decay.
CGACCCGAUUAAACGCUCAUUCGAAAGAGGUUCUAUUGACUUCCUUGGUUCAACAGGAGAAAGAGUCGUCAUCAAGGUUGCAAGAGAUUCAAAUCGUAACUUAAAACAAUCUUAAUUGCCAAAACAACCUUCCCUUACCAAACGCGAAAGUGCAAACGACGUACCCAAAAAAGAUUCGCUCCGAUUAUCGCCGGAGGCCAUCAAAAUAGCAAAAGAUAUCACUCAGCAAUCGCUUCUUGAUCACUUUCAAGAAACCCUUUCUCUCCAACCUCCGCGAUGUGUUAUCAAAUGGUCUUCAAAACUUGCCUAAAGAUUGAUCGCCAAAGUGAUCCCUAAAAGAAGAAGAUAAACUGCAUUUUAUCAAAGGCAACAAAUCAAUCUCUGCAUGACUUCCAGUCUUGAUUAACAACAGGCUUAUCAAGUAAGCUAUAAUAGCUUCAGGCUCCUACUUUGGAAGGAUACAAGCACAACUCAAAGCUGAAUAGUGGUACGCAAAAUGGCUGCAUACUACGAACAACAGCCGCAUAUCCCCGGAUCAUCUUCGCCACGCAAAGGAAUCAUUCGCUUGGUCCAACAUGAAAGAUCGCCAAUACUGUCAAACGAUCACGGCUCUCUUCCAGCAAAACCUGAAGGAAGAAACGAUUCCGCAAAGCCCAGCAUGCACGGAGCAAGUCUGGCCAGCGAUCCGGUACGUCAGCAUAGCUAUGACGAACGCAAAGCAUACAAUCGUCAAAGGCGGAAAGAAAACGAUAAUAGCCGAUCACGGAAUAUGGAUCGUGCAAAUGUGAUGAGACGUGAAAAUAGUGCUGCUUCUCAUAACGUGAGAGAGGGUAUGGAAAGUGGACCGCCGAUCAGUCUUCUUACACGAUCUUCACCUCUUGAUGAUGGAUCGAAAGGAUCAGGACGAUUUGCUAGAGUGAACAUGAAUGAUGGAGAAAAUUCAGAAGCUAGUGAUAUAAGAUCUGCCGGCCGACGUAACACAGCAGAUCAUAGCACCUCCCACAGAAGUGGUGAAGACAGCAGCAAGAGAUACCAUCACAACCAUCGAAGUGGAGGUAAUCAUGGGCCUGCCCGUGAAGUUCACUCACGUCACGGUGGCCGAUUAAACGAUUCGGAUAUUGCAAGUAUAAGUCAUGGUGGAGGCGGAGGAGGUCGUUCAGCCGGAGGAAGUACGUCUGGAGCAAAAUUGUUUGACCCUCGAAAAGAUGAUCCGGUUCGAUUUGCAGCAAAUAGAAAAGGACUUGGAAUCACCUCAACAGAUGCAAAUUCUGUCGCUGGAAUGUCGGACGCACGAUCUUUCGCAUCUUCUGCAACACCAAGUAUGGUUACAAUGUCAACUGCUUCAAGUGAAGGCAAAGAAAGGAGACGAAGACGAGGUCCUGGUUCUCGUGCUACUACUGACUCUGGCGAAGGUAGCUCCUCCAAACGGAAAGGACAUGGCGCAGCAGAAGGUGCUAUUUCUGACAACAAUAGCUAUGUCAUCGAACUCAAGCGAAGGUAUAGGGAUGUGGUCGUUCUUGAGCGUAAAUUGCAAGACGAACACAAACUUGCAAGCGAACAAGAACGAAAAUAUCAAGCUGAACAGUCCUCCAAUGCGCAAAUGACAAAUAGCAGCACUAUGUCAAGAACUCGGACCAAUACUGAUCGCCAUGGAUUCAAUCCUGACGGCUCGCUGCAUCACACCUAUUGGCUCGAUCUAAUUGCUAAACAUCGAACGUUAGCAGAAUUGCAUGUCGCUUUCAUGGAAGCUGCUCUCCGUCCUGGCUUACCCGCCUCACUUCAUUCACUUCCACAAUCGUACAAAAUACCCACACGGUUAUGGCAUACGGCUUUUCACAGUUUACUGGAACGCUUUAGACAAUCUUUACCUGAUUGGCAAACAUGUAUUGCCAUGCGUGAUUCCGGUGUUCCACCAUCCGAUCGAGAAAAGAUUAACGAAAUGCUUGAUUUGUUCACAGAGUAUAUCUAUUAUGCUUAUUCUUAUUAUACCAAUAUACUCGAAAGUGAACUUUUCAAAGUUUUCAGAAGUUCUUGGAUCGAAAAUUUGGGAGAUUUGGCAAGGUAUCGGAUGGCCGUAGCUAAAAUCAUGUCUUUCUUGGGCGUUCGUGAUGGUGUAAGACAUGGAGCAGAAAGACGUGACUCAGGAUCACAAUCUCGUACUCGAGCCGAUCGAAAGACGAGCAUUGAAUCACAAUUACCCACUGCUAGCCAGGAACAAGGCGACGGCGCCGACGAAGAAGCUUUGGAAGUUGCCAGUGCAGAAAUGGGAAAAGACCAAGCCAGUAUCGGAGCAGCGGCCGCACAAGAUUGGGAUUUGGAAGAAAAGGAAAUCUGGCGUAGCACAGCUCGUGGAUGGUAUGCAAAAGGUUUGGCAGACGUUCCUGGAACUGGAAGAUUGCAUCAUCAUUUAGGUGUCUUGAGUAGAGAUGAUGAAUUGCGAUCGUUGUAUCACUUUUGCAAAAGUUUGACAACUUCUCACCCGUAUCCUAGCGCAAGAGAGUCUAUAUUACCAUUAUUCGAACGUUCAGCACAAGCACGACGUAUUUCUGAAGAAGCUUCGAUUGUUGAUCUUUUCGUGCAUAUGCACGGAAUCUUGUUUACUCGAAUCCAAGUGGAUGAUUUCGAUGGUGUUUAUGUUCGCUUCAAGAAACUUCUCACUUUACGUUUGCGAGAGAAUGACUUUCGCAAUGGAUCAGAUACUGUCCUGCUUUCACCCUCGUCAUGGAUGAUGAUGGCCACAAUCAAUAUCGCAGCUAUCCUCCAGUAUGGAGCUGGUCAAGAAUCAGGCGAUGAAACGAAAGCACAACAGGGUAAGAAAGCAGACAAGCACGGAGAAGAGGACGAAGGAGAAGAAGAUGAAGAUGAUGAUGAACAGGCAGAAGGUGAUGAUAACGCGGGCGAAGAAGAAGAAGCAGAUGAGUCCAAUUUUGCAGAAGGAUCAAGUGACUUGCCAUGCGCCACGCAAAAAGCUUGCCGACUUGCGUUUGACAUGCUGGAAGCGGUGGUGGAUGCAUUCGCUGAGGAGAACAAGGCGGCAGCCAAUCCUUAUAUAACCUUGAUGUUAACCUUUUUGAGUCAAGAAUGCAAAAGCGAAGGCUACUUGCGCAAAUUGGAGAAAUUUGUCCCUUGGGAAAGUCUUGUGAAGCUAGGAAACUCUAUCCCCGCGUCCGUUGAGUCGAUCGAUCCACGAAAUGAUGCAACGCUCAAAAUUCGAAGUGAUGCAAUCCCUUUGCCGGAAGACUGGUGUUUACGUGGAAUGGCCUGGGUUGGAAGACGGGUGUACGAACGUGGAUUUUGGAAGCCACACAAGGUCGAAAGACUUGGACUUCGUAGUUCAUUGGCAUUAUUCGAAAAUGAAUUAGAGAUGAUCGAUCGUUGUACGAGAUGUACAAACGGCGGUGAUAUCUCUGAUCGUGAAAGUCAAAGUGGAACAUCGCAUCCUGAAGACCAUCACAAUGAAGAAGAUGAUGACGAUGACGAUGACGACGAAGAUAGCGAAGUUCAUGGAGCUCACGGAGGAGAUCAAUCCUCACGACCAAGGUUGACCCUCACUCUUCUCCGUUGGAAACGAAUUACGCAUGCUUUGACGAUCCUGAUCAAAACUGUUCCGGGUAUGGACUUUGACAUUGACUCAGGUUAUGUACAUGCUAGACAUGGUCGUAUGGUACUUGCGCCCCCUUUGAGCAGAAAGGUUGUUCAGUGGCGAGCAGACGAAGCCAGAGAAGAGGUUGAGGGAGCUAUAGGUCAUCUGAAGUUGGCGGCUUUAGAAGGCAGAACAGCCUCGCCCGAUCAGAUCGAUGUUGCACACAGCUCAACUCAAAUCGCAUUGACAGUGGAAGAGGAGGAUGAUUUGGAUGAGGAUGAAGUGGAAGUACCUUCAACGGAGACUGGAGAUAUUUCUGCCGAAAUCAUGGAAUUGACGAAGAAACGUAAUGAAUUGCGUAAACAAUUGCGGAUUGGAAAAGCUGCUAAUCAUUACCGAUCUACUGAUUCAAAGAGUGCAAAACAAACCCCUUUGCAGGAAAACACUUCCCGUCAUCAAUCAUCUGCAAAGCCCAAAGAAUCUACGAAGACUUCAAUCCGUAUCGUUCCAGGCUACACAACGUUGCUCUUGGAUACAAAUGUGAUGUUAACGCCAACGGAUAUUCUGAGCCAGCUUAUCAAGUCGAAGAGGUGGAUGGUAAUUAUUCCUCUUUCGGUCAUUACAGAAUUGGACGGUCUGAAACGUAGAGAGGGAGAUGUUGGAAAACGAGCGCAAGACGCUAUAAAAUUUUUGGAAGAAAAAGUGAAAACACAUUCAACAAAUUUUAAAGUUCAAACUUCUCGUGGAAAUUAUUUGACCGAUUUACGUUUUCGUACGGAAGAUAUUGAUUUUGGCGCAAACAACAAACAAACAGAUGGAGAUCAUGAUGAAUUGCACGAUCCUCAAACGCAUCCUGAUGCAAGUGAAGGUAACGAAGAUGGAAAAUGUGCAAUGGCACGUUCUGUGGAUGACGUAAUCCUUCGUUGCCUUUCUUGGCAAGCAGGAGCGCAUUUCAGGAACAGAUUGUUGCUUUUAUGUUCAGACGAUGAAGAACGAGCAAAAAGAGAAGCAGAAAUUGCAAAAAAGAAUGUUCCAUCUGUUGCCAAAGCAGUUCUCGUUACACUGGAUCGUAAUCUUCGAAUCAAAGCUCGAUUCCGUUCUCUAUCAGCGAUCGGACCAUCUGAACUCAUUGAUCUACUUCUCGAAGAAUCUUCUACCUAACCAUUACACAACGCUUUAGUUGCAUGUAUACUAGUCCUAUUGCAAGAUAUUAAUAAUUAUUUUUGCCACUUGCCAA